AUGACAUCGCGAGAAGAUAGUGUCCUGGCCGCCAGAGACCCGUCUCUUGUUGACGAGAACGACUGGGAGGAAUUCAGCCUGUCCGAGGUCCGGAUCCUGGUCCCGGGAAAGUCACGAUAUGCGAAUCUGCUUGCGGCCUCGCCUGAGAAUCCUGUGCAGGUGACGGGAUGUUUGGAUGAGGUGGAGGAGGAGCAGGAGUCUCUUGUCCUCGACGAAGAAUACCAAUCGAAGCGCAUUGUCAUCGAAAACGUCACCCACUACGCCUACGGCCAACAUAACGAUGGAGAAGUCGGGAUAUGGGUUGCUGGUCGUGCGGGCUGGUUCUCCAUUUCGCCUGCAAAGGGGUACCGGCCCCUGUUCAACGAGAUAGUCGAGGCCAUCGAUUUGUUAUAUUUCCUUGCGGACCGGCAUCAGAAAAAGCGCAAUAAGCGGAAGGAUUGGAAUCCCAGUGUGGAAUACUUGUGUGAGGAGUAUGUUAGUCAUACCCACGGGAUCUGCGAGGAUACGGACGAUUCAGCAGAGGUUUUCUAUAAAUACCACGGCUUUUUGCUUUCGCAGAUGAUCAAGGGUGAGGAGGGUGUACAAUGGACCAAGUCGAAUCUGUUUGAACAUCUCUGUGAGAAGUUUCCUGAAACGUACGAAGAGAUCAAGGCCGAAAACGAAGCGAAAGAGGACGAAAAAGAACAAACCCCAGAAGAACAAAUCGAGACGCACAGCACACCCGAGAAGAAAACCCCACCCCCGGAUUCGGCUACAGUUCCCCAAACACAAGCAGACACAAUAUACCAGGUCAUCAUCGACCUGAAAGAAGCUGGGUACUUGGCAAAACGCGAACUGAACCUCGACCUGGUUAUUUCGACUGUGGUAGACCGUUUUGAAAUUGGUAGCCGCGAGUAUGCGGUUGAUCUUGUCGCCGCGAGGGCGAAGAACGUCCUUAAAUUAAUGGACGAAGCGAAGACAGCCCACUUCGACUGGUCCCGCAAGGCCAUCUACCGCGAGCUCAAAUCAGCCACAAAGCGGAAGAGGAAUCCAGAAGAUAUCACCUUAACACCCUUACGACCUCGCUCGAAUGACAAGGAUGAGUCAUCUAAUGAAGAAAGCGAAGAACAAGACGACCACCCUAGACACCGAAGACGCCGUGUCCGCAAGUCUGUUCUUCGGCCUAAAGUCAGCUCCGUCUCAGCCAAACAAAUCGGAAAGAGAACUCGAAGCACCGCCGCCGAUGAUGACGGAUACUUAUCGGACGAACAUCCUCACGAUGGGCAGGAUGACUUCGAAACACCAAGUAAAAUCCGCGGCCACGAACUAGUCCGCGACCCGCUCUCCACAACCAGGGCAAAACGGACCCGCUCCGUCCUCUCAGACGCAGAUAUCCAUUCAAAAACACCUUUACGAAAACUCGUCCUGAGCAGAAAUACCCCCGCCCAUGGCGCAGAACUAGAACGAGAACCCACCGCCGAACCAGAUGACACAUGGGCCUGCCAAUUCCGCGGAUGCGAAGCGGUCGUUGAACAUAGCAGCUCGGAGCGCGGACAAGAGCUGGUUGAAGACCACCGUGCCAGUCACGAGGUUGAUACACAGACGAAGUUGGAUUUGGUCUUUGCGGAGAAGCAGCUCAAUGUCGGUAUGCCUGUGGAUAAUCUUCUCAGUCGGAUUAGGGAGAUGGGGGUUGGGUUGUUAGGGGAGAUGGAUAAUGCUGCUAGUGCUAAUGAGGUGUAA
Aspergillus glaucus CBS 516.65 is the source of this 1719-nucleotide messenger RNA. RefSeq lists its product as uncharacterized. The record is from RefSeq and is a predicted model, not a curated record. The transcript is spliced from 4 exons. NCBI's taxonomy places the organism in Eukaryota, Fungi, Ascomycota, Eurotiomycetes, Eurotiales, Aspergillaceae. Bases 1 to 1719 code for a protein of 572 amino acids.